AUGACGAAAAUCGUUACCCGCAAGAACAUCCGGACCAUGCCGGCCGAGGUGCGUGACAACCUCGUCAGAGCAUUCGCAGGUAUUCAAAAGCUUGACCCAACCGAUCCAAAUUCAUUUUUCAUGAUCGCUGGCUACCACGGUGAGCCCUUCCGUGGCGCCGGCUGGGGCAAUCCCCAAUGGUGGGGAGGAUACUGCAACCAUGGCAAUGUCCUCUUCCCAACAUGGCACCGUGCCUAUCUUCACCGUCUUGAGAGGGCUCUGCAAACUAUCGUCCCUGGUGUGGCUAUGGCCUACUGGGAUGAGACUGAGGAGUGGUCUCUCAAGAAUGGUAUUCCCGAAUUCUUCCUUACGCCUACGUACACUUGCGAGAACGGAGAGGUGAUUGAUCCCAAUCCCCUCCACUCGUACACCUUCCAGGCAAACAUCACUGAUCAUCUUUCCCCUCUUCCCGACACCAAUUACUCCAAAGGUGUCGGUUACCAGACCGUGCGCUACCCAUUCUCUGGCCUCGUCGGCACCCCCAAGCUGAAGAAGAAGAGCGAGUUUCACAACAAGCAGCUCACAGAGCUAGGUGUUGACGAGACAAACAAGAUGUUGAACUUGAACAUCCUCACCUGGCUCAAUCAGGUAGACUUUCAAAACAACAAGGGCAAGACUAUCAAAGCCAAUGUCAGCUACAAGUACGGUGCUUGUCUCAAUGCACCCAACUACACUGUCUUUUCCAACACAACUUCUGCUCAGCAGUGGAAUGACGACAGAAUUGAUAACAAAGGCUAUGUUCCCAUCGUGCCGCUCGAGUCUCCCCAUAAUUCUAUUCACUUAGCUGUUGGCGGCUUUCAGCUCAAGAAGCAACAUUCAGACUUCAACCAAUAUAGCGGAGCCAAUGGUGAUAUGGGCGAGAACGACACGGCCGCUUUUGAUCCAAUCUUCUUCUUCCACCAUUGCUUCAUCGAUCUCGUGUUCUACGAAUGGCAGAAGAAGAAUGACGCAUUAGAGUCGUUUGAAAUCAUUCACGGAUACCCGGGCACCAACUCCGUCGACAACCAAGGACCGACUCCUGGUGUCGCCGGCGGAACCUGGCUCACACUCGACAGCGCUCUAGAUCCGUUCAAGAAGCCCGGCAGCCAGACUGAUCCCAUGACCUCUCGCGACGUAGUCAACCCUCAGGCUCUAGGCUAUAAAUAUGAAUACAACAGCAGCUCUCCUAACAACUUCAACGCCGGCAAUCCCGACCUGUAUGUACCUGAAGACGAAGAUCCAACUCCAAUCCUUGCAGUCAGCAACAUCAACCGCUCCGCCAUCGGUGGUUCGUUUAUGAUCACCGCGUUUUCCAAAUCUGAGAUAAAUGAAGAGCCGGUGCUCGCUGGUACUGAGGCCGUAUUGAGCCGCUGGCAUGUUGCGGGUUGUGCCAAUUGCCAGAAUCAUCUUGAAGUCAGAACACAUAUCCCGCUUCAUGGAUGGAGCAAGGAGAAGGCUGAGAAUGCAGAGUUCGAGGUUAAGUUGCAGACACGUAAUCCAAAGGUUGCCAAUCAUGUCAACUUUGGGACCGUGCCUGACCAACAGCCCGCCCCAAGCUUCAGGCUUGUAACCUCGCAUAUGGAGUAG
This is a messenger RNA of Fusarium sp. VM40, 1605 nucleotides long. The record is from the annotation of a GenBank genome assembly. NCBI's taxonomy places the organism in Eukaryota, Fungi, Ascomycota, Sordariomycetes, Hypocreales, Nectriaceae.